UACGACUACCUGCCUCGUGUCUCUGUGGCGUCCACAGUAUUCCAGCACUGCAGCACGUCUAGACUCCUUCGGGACCUGACAACAGGCCACCCAGCGUCGCCCAUCCAGCGCCACACUUCGUCCUCUGGUAGCAAAAAGGACGUGUCCGUCCGUGGCCCUUCCCUUCAGCUUUCACUUCUCCGCCGGUCCCAGCGAAUUAUUAGAUUCGACCUAACCGGACUACGGCGGGUGAAGUGAAUUAGGUACCUACACUCCUUACAUCCACUGGCCUUUGCAACCAUGGACACCACCUUCAUCACCAUUCAUGAUCUCUCCGAGGAAGCCCACAUCCUCUACUCAUCAGACUCCAUUGUCGACAUUCUCGGCCACACGCCCGACGAGGUCGUCAACAAAUCGGUAUGGCAGUUCUUCCACCCGGACGAGAUUCCCAUAGCGAAGCAGCUACAUGACCGAAGCGUGAGGCUUGAUAAGGCUUCCGUUCUCUCGUACUGCCGCAUCAAGAACCGCCAGGGCGAAUGGGUCGGCUGCGAGUGCUGUUUCUCCAUCGUUUACGAUGUGAUGGUCUGUUGCACCUCCAUCUAUCGCCAGGGAAUGAACAGCCAGAAACGUGCAGCAGAGGCGCCCAUCGUGCGGAAGCUGUUUUCCUCAUCCCCUGAGGAUCCUCGCUACCAUAUGCUGUCGCACUUGUCCAGCAAGUUUACGCUUGGCCCAGAGAGCCAGACGCACGAGCCGCGCGCCGCUCUUUUCCUCAACCGCUUCACUCGAACUUUGACGGUCAUGUAUGCCACCAGUGGCAUCGAGGAGAUCCUUGGCAUACCGAGUGAUGAGAUGAUAGGACGUAGCUUCUACUUUUGCAUCGCACAGAACUGUCUGAACGACGCAGUAAAGUGCUUGGAGUCGGCUAAAGGCAAUGACUCUAUCGCUUAUAUGCGCUUCUUCUUCCGCGAUCCUCGUCAAGACGAUCCUCCGAAUCCGUUGAGUUCGGAGAGCGAGGACGAUAUAAUGACAGACAUCACAUCUUCCGACGACGAAUCCGAGGCUUCAACAACUAAUGGAGAAACCCAUUUGUCGCGCGGCGAGUUUUCAAACAGCCGUUCGCACGCGUCCAACAGUAUGGACACCAACGGCGGCUCCAACUCGCGAGAACCCUCGGGAAAUAUUGCCGACCGCUCGAAUGUCCACUCAGAGGCUCGUUCGGAUAGCUCAUCCCUAGCGGCUGGCUCGCCUUACUCGGAUGCCCGCGAGGAAGCCAUCGAGCUCGAAGCUGUUGUUUCUUGCACCUCCGAUGGGCUUGUUGUGUGCCUUCGUCGCGCCCGACCUGCGAUACCCACCCCUACUGCGCAACCCGCAGUCAACAACGGAAUCUUCGCUGCUCCCUGGGCACAACAACCCAUGUUCGCUCCCGCUUUGCCCCAGCUACCACCCUACCCUCUCGGUGCAGUGCACCCUGCUAUGGCUCAGGCAGGCCCUCCGCCGGCAAUGCAGAGCACCUUCAUGCAAGCCAUUCGCGACGUUGCGGUCUUUGCAUGGGCUCUGGUCGGAAUCAAUGGGAGUCUUGCGGAAUACGCAGACUCCCGGAGCAAACCCGUGGGUGAAGCUCAACCCCCGGAUGGCUUCCCUAUCUGGGAUCCAAGCCAUAGACCUGAUAACAGGGACAAGCAUUCCAUGGCACCAUCGGGCUAUGCUUCGGGUUCUGGGAGUUCGUCGAGCCACGAUCCUUAUGGGUUUGGCGAUCCAGGUCUCAAAUGAGAUGGAUAGCUGUACAGCCCGCUUGCAUGGCGGCCUGCUUGUGACAGCUGAUCUCGCAGUACGCUGUCUGCACCGACCACUCUGAUAUCCAUGAUCUUCUGGGCGAACCAAAAAUGCGCAGAUGGCUCAACAUCUGAAGUAAAAUGGCUGU
Molecule: messenger RNA, 1900 nt
Organism: Paraphaeosphaeria sporulosa
Lineage: Eukaryota; Fungi; Ascomycota; Dothideomycetes; Pleosporales; Didymosphaeriaceae
Exons: 3
Coding region: 280-1749 (489 amino acids)
Molecular function (GO): protein binding
Source: RefSeq, a predicted model, not a curated record